GGGCUGGAGCCCGGGGCGGUGAUUGGCCCCGGCCGCUCCCGCAGCGCCCAAUGGGGGCCCGAGCCGGGGGAUAAAACCCUGGCGGCGCCCGCUCUCCCCGCGCUCCUUCUUGCCCGCUCCCGCACCAUGGAGCGCGCUGCGCUCCGCCUGCUGCUCCUGGCUCUCGCCGCCGGCUGCUGCCGCUCGCUGCCCGACCCAGGGGGGAGGAACUGUUCUGCUUUGCACCAGGCAGCAUGUGGCGAGAGAUGUGUCCCUUUCCUGUGGCUCUGUAACGGAGAACAAGAGUGCCCGGAUGGGACCGAUGAGCACUGUGAAGCAGCAUGUCGUGGUGAUGUGGAUGCAUGGCAGUGUGACAAUGGAAGGUGCAUUUCUAGUAGUUGGCUCUGCGAUGGUACCAGUGACUGCAGAGAUGGCUCGGAUGAGAGAAACUGUGUCUGUGAAGAGAAGAAAAUUCCGUGCCGGGGUAACACCCAGUGCAUUGAUCCUUGGGAAGUCUGUGACCUCCAUGAAGACUGUGAAGAUGGCUCGGAUGAAGCCAACUGUCCCCAGAACCACUGUCUGCCAGGGCAAUGGCAGUGCAAGAACAAAGUCUGCAUUAUGGAGGACUGGAAGUGCAAUGGUGUCAACAACUGUGGUGAUUCUUCUGACGAAGACAUCUGUGCCCACUGCCCAGAAGGCAUGAUCCUUUGUGACGAGGGGAAGUGCAUCUUGGGAGCUCUAAUGUGCAACGGGGCAGAGGACUGUCUAGAUGGAACAGAUGAACUCAGUACUUGCGGCAAAAACUGCUCUGUGGAUAAUGGAGGUUGUGUGGAGACCUGUACGGAAACCAGCUGGGGCGUGAGGUGUUCUUGUGGUGCUGGAUGGGAGCUCCAGGCUGAUGGACAGAACUGUACCGAUGUGGAUGAAUGUUCCCUGGUGUACAGUCCCUGUAGCCAGCUGUGUGAGAACACACUUGGUUCUUUCACCUGUGAGUGUGUGGCAGGGUACGAGCUCCACUCAGACACCAUCUGUGAAGUUGUUGACAAUGUGACCCAACUCCUGGUAGCCACUGGGCAGGAACUUGCCCUUCUGGAUGUGAGAACAGGUGCCCACCGGUCCCUGAUCGCCACCAACACCACCCCUGGAGCCAUUGCCUAUGAUCUACUGCGGGGGGCGCUCUACUGGAUCGAUGCCGACAAACACCUGCGCACCUAUACACCUUGGAAGGGGAACACCUUGCUCUACCCAGAUGUCGAGGCUGUGAACAGCAUAGCGGUAGACUGGUUCACAGGGCAACUGUACUGGGCCAGCAGCCACCCCCAGACAAUCUGUGCUGGUCUCCGCAACGGCCGGGGAUACGUAAAGGUGCUGGAGAAGAACUUGAUGCCUGAGCAGCUGACAGUGUAUCCAAUGAAAAGGUCCAUGUACUGGGUGAAUCGUGGGGAGAAGGGCAAGACCCUGAUCGAAGCAGCCGGGAUGGAUGGCUCGGACAGACAAGUGCUUGCUGUGGUCUCCAUGGAGGAACCCGUUGGGCUGACUCUGGAUUACGUGGCUGGCAGACUGUACUGGAUCAGCGAGUAUAAGGAGUCCAUAGAAACGGUCAAGGUGGACGGCAGUGGGCGCUACACCUUUCCAGAGAUGCUCCUGAAAGACCAGGACCCUGUGGGCUUGGUGGUGUUUGAGAACUGGUUCUUCUGGGCUGACGCAGAGAGACUCCUCUCGGCACCUCGCAGCCCUGCACGGGAGAGGCAGGUGCUGUGGAACACCUCCGUCUCAGCGUUCACCGUGCUGCAUGAACUGCAGCAGCAGCCAGGGAACACCACUGCCUGUGCCCCAGGCCUCUGCAGCCACCUCUGCCUCCUGUCACCCAUCCACCCAAAGGGCUACAAGUGUGCUUGCCCAGAGGGCAUGGUCCUUCUGCCACCUGGCACAUGUGCAGAGCUGACCUUCCUGUAUGCGACUCCCAAAAAGAUCUUCUCGCUGCAAGUGGGUCUGCUGGGCUCAGCUCCCAAGAGCACCCUGGUGGUGGACUGGCCGCAGAACCUCCACCUGCAGGAUGUGGACUGGAGAAGAGGUGCCCUCUACUGGACCGAUGACGAGGGGGACCUGAUGCGCUUCACGUGGCGCUCCCCAAGGAAGGAAGCCAUCCGAACGGGGCUGCCGGUCUGCUCAGCCACGGUCGAUAUAGCCUCUGGCGACGUCUAUUGGCUGACAUGUGACAGGACUGACAUCCGAGUCUGCCGAUUCACGGACAUGGCCACCAGUGUGCUCUACCGCUCCAAGAGCAUCAUCGCACACCUGUUCCUAGACUGGCCGCGGGCCACCCUCUACUGGCUGGAGGAUGGCAAACCCCUCCAGCAGAUGAACCUGGCUGGAGGGGAGGUGCAGGAUGCCUGGAACGAAACCUGGUCAAGAGACAUCCAGAUCACCCUGGAUACAGAGUCCUUCAGCUUCCUCUGGAGUUGCAAAAACCGAGGCCUGCAGAGUCUGAGCCUGGCCAAGAGGCAGAGGGGCACACUGAAGGAGAGCUGGCCUUACCAGCUUGCUGCAGCCUAUGAGCCCUACCUAGUGUCAGUCAACAAAACUGCUCUUCUGCUGUGGGACCAGAGAACAAUGGAGCCGGUCGGAGCUGUGACAGAGGCCAAUAUACAGAAAGUGGUGGUGGGUUUGGCCACCCCGCUGGAGACAGUUCCAGAGCCCAUGACCGAGCCCGUGACUGUUCCCCUGCUAGUGACGGCUCCCCUGCCAGCAGCCAGAAGCACUGCUGCCCCAGCAGCUCUGGAGACCACUACCACCACGCCACCCCCUCUGUCUUGUCCCCGCACCUGGCUCCCCUGCCGCGAUGGGUCCGAGUGCAUCUCCCAGGAGUACCUGUGUGACGGGGAGAGGGACUGCAAGGAUGGCUCUGAUGAAGAGGACUGUGCCCAGCUGUGCAACGCUCCAGGAAAAUUCAGGUGCCUGAGCGGGACCGGGUGCCUGGAGGAGCAGGAGCGCUGUGAUGGCGUGCCGCAGUGCCCGGAUGGCUCGGACGAGCUCGACUGCUGGAAGCCCACCCAGGACUGCGCCCGGCGCUGCGACGGCCACACACGCUGCGUCCCGGAGAGCUGGCUCUGCGACGGCCACCCGGACUGCCUGGACGAGGCUGAUGAGCAGGGCUGCGUGUGGGAGGAGUGCAGCCAGGCUGAGUUCCAGUGCAAGAGUGGCCAGUGCAUCUCGUCCUCCCUGCGCUGCGACGGGGACAAGGACUGCAAGGACCACUCGGAUGAGGAGGACUGCGCCGUCCCCAGACCCCUGCUGUGCCCCUUGGGGGAGGUGAAGUGCCCCCGGAGCGGGGAGUGCGUGCUGGCGGACUGGGUCUGUGACGGGGACGUGGACUGCAAGGACGGGACGGACGAGCAGGGCUGCAAGCGGGAGACCCUGGAGUGUGGUGCAAUGCAGUGGGCCUGUGGCAGUGGAGACCAGUGUGUGCCUGACUUCUGGCGCUGUGACAGGGAGAGAGACUGCGGCGACGGCAGCGACGAGAUGGGAUGUGAGCCCCGGAAGUGCCAGGGCCACGAGUUCCUGUGCAGGACGCACGCCUGCCUCAACUACUCCCUGGUGUGCAAUGGCGCACGGGACUGCGCGGACGGCUCGGACGAAGGCGGGAAGUGCCUGUUGCCGUGCGGGAGGCUCUGUGCCCAGAUCUGCUACCCAUCUCCCGAUGGGCCUAGGUGUGCCUGCCGGAGGGGCUACAGGCUGAGCAGCAACGGCAUCUCCUGCGCCGACGUCAACGAGUGCCAGGAGCAGGCGCCCUGCAGCCAGACCUGUGUCAACACCAACGGCAGCUACAGCUGCACCUGCCACCCGGGCUACCUGCUGGAACCCGACGCCCACAAGUGCAAAGUGACAGGGUCUGAGCCAAUGCUGCUGGUGGCCAUCCAGUCUCAGCUACUGCUCUACGGGCUCCGGCACCUGGAAGAGGACGUCCUGACGGCCACGGACAGGAACCUGAUCAUCUUCUCUGUCGACUACGACCUGGUGGAGCAGAAGGUCUUCUGGAUGGAUCUCAAUGCAGAAAGUAUCAAAUGGAUAGCCAUGAAGACCAAGAAAAAAGGAACCCUUGUGAAAGGCAUCAAGUCAGACUGCAUUGCUGUGGACUGGGUCGGGAGGAACCUGUACUGGACAGAUGGGAUAGCAGGCGAGCUGCUGGCCAUUGGGCUGAAUACCACAUGGCGAGGCCACGCGGAGUACACCGUGGUCCUGGAUGGGGGCUUGGACCAGCCUCGCUCACUGGUGCUGCAGCCUUUGCCAGGCUUAAUGUACUGGUCCGAAAUAGGGGACAGACCUCAAAUAGAGCGAGCCGGCAUGGAUGGCAGCAACAGGAAAAUCAUCAUUGACAAAGGGCUGGGCUGGCCAACCGGCAUAGCGCUCGACCUCCUGAGCUGGAGGAUCUUCUGGUCCGAUGACAAGCUCCACUGCAUUGGCUCUGCCCACCUGGAUGGCACUGACAUGAAGGUGUUCCAGCUGAGCCAAAUCAAGAGCCCUUUCUCGGUAACGGUGUUUGAGGAUGAGGUCUACUGGUCGGAGAUGAAGACCCGGACGGUGCAGAGUGUGGACAAAAGGACUGGCAAGAAGCGGGCUGUGCUGCUCAAGCGCCAUGGGCAGCCCUAUGGCCUAAAGAUCCUGCAUGAAGCACUACAGCCAAGAGCCCCUAACCCUUGUCAGGGCCUCCACAAAGGAAGCUGCCGCUGUCCGCUCGGGGACGUGCUGGCUGACGAGAAGAACUGCAUCCCGCUGAAGGACUCUGCGUUCGUGUUGCUGGUGGCACCAACAGUGAUCACUCAGGUAUAUCUGAAAAAGCUGCCCCCUGCAUCCAGGGGAGAGACCCUUCCUGAGCACCGAGUCUUCCCUCUUACCAACGUGGACGACUUGACCGCCAUUGACUACUCAGUGCGGGACAAGUCCCUCUACUUCGCAGACCGGCAAGACGGCUACAUCCGGCUGUUACGAAUCAAGGAUUUUGGCAAGCUGUCCUGGAAGAGAGUGGUGCCGGUGGAAGGCACUGUGGUGUCGCUGGCACUCGACUGGCUGAGUGGCAACAUCUACUGGGUUGACGGCCAGAACUCGGACAUUCGCGUGGCAACGGCCGAUGGACACUACACCCUGGUGCUGAGCAGCGAGGGGCUCCAGCACCCGGUCUCCAUUGCACUGCACCCACCCACGAGCAAGAUGUGCCUUGCUGACUGGGGCCUGGCGAGCCAGAGGGCCGGCUCAAAGAUCGAGUGCGCGUCCAUGGACGGGAGCCGGCGGAAGGUGCUCUGGAAGAAAGCCCAAAUGCCCGUGGGCCUGACUUUUGGAGACUUAGGCACUCGGCUCUACUGGGCUGACCAGGCCAAAGGGGUUGUCGCAAGCAUUCAGCUGGAUGGUGCCAAGUUCCGGAUAAUUCGGGGAGGACUCCAUGGCCUUACGCUCUUUGCAGCUGGCGAAGGCAUGAUGGUCUGGACAACCACCCACAAUGGCUCAACUAAAGUGUGGCAUAGCAAGCUGGAACUCAUGGAAAACUGGUGGUUUCAAGUGGACCAGAAGAUUGUGGACGUAAAAAUCUACAGCAAGUUCACCCAACAAGGGAGUAACGGCUGUUCGGAGAACAACGGGGGCUGUGGGGUAGAACCUGCCAGUGCGCUGUGGGGUGACUACCUGGAGAGGAAGAAACCCACACUGCCAGCCCCGACAAAGCCAGGCUUUGGAAGGAAAGAGGAAGUGCUAGUGCCAACACCUGUCCAGACAGCAGCCAAGAGACCCAUCACUGGCUCCAGAUACCUGCCCCCCAAAGGGACCAAAUACCCCAGAAGAAAAACCCCGGCUGCCCUGACGCCUCCCCCCUACAGAGAAAGCAGGACCACGGCGCUUAGUACGUGGGAGUUGACAGAAGAACCUUCUCCGUCACUUGAGGGCAUCGGAAGGGGUCCUGAGCCCCAGCCAUGCAGCAGUGAAGUCUGUAACCUGAGGGGGGACUGCACCAUUGAGGAGGACAGAGUGACAUGUAGCUGCAUGCCGGGGUACAGUGGCGACUACUGUGAGAAGUCAGAGGCCAAAGCUGCCACUGGUCCCGUUGUCUUAGGCCUAGCUGUAGUCUUGCUGGUCGUCAUGGCAGCAGUGGGGGCUUUCUUCUACUUGAGGAGGCAGUACACCCGGAAGAGGACCUCCAGUACCGCCUCCUCUCGGACUCUGACCAGCUACCACAAGGACAGCGACCAGGGUGAAGAGGAGAACCUCACCAACAGUGAGACCUUCAUCAAUGAUGCCUACGACAAAGAACAGGAGCUGGUAACACCUAUGAAAACAGAAUAA
Pelodiscus sinensis (Chinese soft-shelled turtle) is the source of this 6309-nucleotide messenger RNA. NCBI's taxonomy places the organism in Eukaryota, Metazoa, Chordata, Testudines, Trionychidae. The record is from RefSeq and is a predicted model, not a curated record.